Molecule: messenger RNA, 1266 nt
Organism: Sycon ciliatum
Lineage: Eukaryota; Metazoa; Porifera; Calcarea; Leucosolenida; Sycettidae
Product: tRNA-specific adenosine deaminase 2-like
Exons: 1
Coding region: 224-1216 (330 amino acids)
Biological process (GO): tRNA wobble adenosine to inosine editing
Cellular component (GO): nucleus; cytoplasm
Molecular function (GO): tRNA-specific adenosine-34 deaminase activity; zinc ion binding
Source: RefSeq, a predicted model, not a curated record
CCUGUCAAGAGUGAAAUUGUCCUACAUGUAGACGUGCAGAUCUUGAUCACUAAGGCCAAGGGGACAUGCUGGCCUAUGACCCAAGACAAGUGGAGGUAGAGGAUACGUUUCAUGAUGCGAGGGUAUUGAUUGAGUGGCUUACAUCUGUGAAAUAUUAUACAUCGAAUCGCGAAGUAGUUUGCUGACGCAAUUUUUGGAAAAUAGUGUUUGCAAAUGUAAUGGAAUGGCGAGCAAUACGGAGAGCGAAGAGACCGUGAAAUGGAUGGGGCAUGCAAUGCAGCUAGCCCGCACUGCCCUGGACAAUGGCGAGGUCCCAGUAGGAUGUAUAUUGGUGUACAAAGAUCAGGUACUGGGGUCGGGAGGCAACGUGACGAAUGAAACGAAGAAUGCGACUCGCCACGCCGAGCUGAUAGCUAUAGAUCAGGUGUACGCUUGGUGCGGCCAGCACGGCCAGUGUGCAGUGGAGGUGUUCAAGCAGUGCUGCCUCUACGUGACAGUAGAGCCGUGCAUCAUGUGUGCCACUGCUCUCCGCCUGGUUGGUGUGUGGCGCGUUGUGUAUGGCUGCCGCAACGAGCGCUUCGGCGGCUGCGGAUCAGUGCUGGAUGUCAAUUGUGUAUACUCGGCUGCAAACAGGGAAAGCAGCGCAAAUGGUGUAAAAUUCAUGAUCCCGUCCGCGGUCUCCGAAGUCACCACCCGAGCGGAAGUAUGCCGGAGACAGCACACUUCGUUGCACUCCAACAAGGAUUCUUCUGUCGAGGGAAAUCAAGCGGAUACCCCUUGUCCUGUGCUGGAGAAUUGCCAGUGUGGUAGUGCGGAGCGACAGCAGGCAGCUGUAGACAAGAAGAUGUGUGCGCGUCAGUCCAUGUCCAUGCCUGCACGCUCAACGCAUGCUGACAGCUCCACUGCUUCGAUCGCGGCACAGCGUGUUCCUAGCUGUGAAGACCCUAACAGACAAACUACUACUGCUACUACGUCUACAUGUACUACCGCACACACCCGGCCUGCUGCCCCGGUGCUAGAAAGCCGCGUUGGACCGCCGUUUGAAUGCACGGGUGGCUUAAUGGCCGACGCCGCCGUCGACUUACUGAAAACGUUCUACGAAGGGACGAAUCCCAACGCACCAGUCCCCAAGGUCAAGCGGAAAGCAGGGAACAACAGUAAGCAGUGUUCUAGCAGUGUAGUUCCUGUUUCGCAAACUACAACUAGCAGUUCUUGAUUUAAAACCAAAGACUAAUACAGUUGUACGCUCGGAACAUGAUAACUAUU